Molecule: messenger RNA, 492 nt
Organism: Trichomonas vaginalis G3
Lineage: Eukaryota; Parabasalia; Trichomonadida; Trichomonadidae
Product: protein ubiquitination
Exons: 1
Coding region: 1-492 (163 amino acids)
Source: RefSeq, a predicted model, not a curated record
AUGAAAGAAGAAGAUAUUCUCAAUAUAUAUUCAACAAAAUCUCCUUUGUUCUACAUUGCAUGUGAUAAAGUUGAUGAUCUUAAGGAUAAAUUCCCAAAACUUGAUAUUAAUGAGAAAAUAGAUUAUGAAUUCACACCACUUGAUUGUUCAAUUAAAUAUGGAUCAGAAUUGUGUUUCAAUUACUUAAAAAAUUUAGGAGCUAGAUACACAGGAUACUCCGAAAUGUAUGCUGUUCAAGGCGGAAAUAAAAUCAUUUUUAUGCAAAUGAUUGAAGAUGGUAUAUCAUUUGAUAACAUGAUUAAUACAGCAUUGGAUUAUCAUAAUUAUGAAAUUGCUGAGUAUCUUAAAUCAAAUUUUGGACAAACUUUUGAUUCAAUAGCUGAAAGUAUGCAUUUUGGAAAUUAUGAUGUUGCAUCUUAUUUACUUUCUAAUGGAGAAGAUAUCAACAAAAUUUAUAUUCUCUUUAUUUUCAUAUUUAUCAUUUUUUUAUGA